Messenger RNA from Nylanderia fulva, 3195 nucleotides. Its product is annotated as protein scabrous. NCBI's taxonomy places the organism in Eukaryota, Metazoa, Arthropoda, Insecta, Hymenoptera, Formicidae. The record is from RefSeq and is a predicted model, not a curated record.
UUCCAUAUACAAUAUAAUAUCCAGUUAGCUAAUUUUUUAGAUGGACCACGUAAUUGAACAGAAAUCGAGUAAAUAAUUGAAAAAUUUCUAACGAGAAAAAAACUUUAAAGUUACGAGGAAUAUCACUGAAAACAAUUUAAAUUAUUCAAGAUUUUUCGCAAAAGAAAUCUCGCUCCGUUCGCCAGAUGAGCUUAUUAUCCAGCACCCUGUAUUUGUGCGAUGCAUUUAUCAUAUCAAGAUCCUAUACGACGUAUCUAUUACGAUCUCAGGACAUGAGUGCAACGUGAAACAGGGUAGGGGCCGUAUUGCAGGCGUGUGGGGGUAUGGACGGCCGGCGCGCGAGACAAUAUAUACCUGACGAGGGCCUGGUGUUACCGAACACCUGCUCCACACCGGGUCCGAGCGGACCUUUGUCCAAGGACCGAUAUAAAACUCGUACACCAUUUCGGUCGCGCCAGUGGACUUUCGACAGGCGGUCAAGCGCGGUCCGACCAUCAUCGCAUGCGGUUCGAAUUGAACUUGACGAAUCUCUUCGAAGAUACAAUAAAUCUGUUCGUUAUCUUGCUAAUUAGCGGUGAUAUGCGGUGCAAAUUUUUUGCUGAAGAAAUUUAAGAUCUCGAGAUGAGAAUUUGAAAAAAAAAUGUGAAAAUUUAUCAGACUUGAAAAUAAGAAAGAUCAGUUAUAUAAAUAGCAACCAUCACAUUUAGAAGAUUUGUGAAUUAUAAAAAAUAUACAAAAUAUUCUCUCGAGGAUUUAAUAAAACAAGUUUCUCCCUCUUCGAGGGGGAAUAUAUGAAUUAGGAAAUAUAAAAAUUCGAAGAAUCGGAAUUGGAGAAUCCUUAGGAGAAUUGAAGAAUUCAGGACUUCAGGAGAUGGCGAACGUACUGUGGCUGUUAUCAGCGAUUAUCGUCGCGAACACGUUGAUUGCCGGCACGUGGGCGGAUGAGGAUCUCAGGAGUACAAUUAAGCUACUACAGGAACAAGUGAGCGCAUUACUGGACCAUCGACAGGAGGAUUAUAAUGCUUUGGAGGAGAGUUUGAAGCAAUCGAUAGAGAAAAAUACAGAGCUCAUCGUCCUUAGAAACGAAGUAAAACAACUCAGGAAGGAAGUGACCGCUCUUCGCGGCGGAAGCGGCAACGAGGCGAAGAACGAGCGAUUGAGGGUGAGAUGGCUCGGCAGUGCUGUGACGGAGCUGCAGAGCGAGGUCGCCGAGGUGCUCAGGACGCGGAACGCCAGCGAAGAGUUGGCCGAGCGUUCAAGGAUGAGGAGCGAGUUGGCCCUACUAAAGGGUGACGUCUCCGAAGUCGGCAGGAGUAUACGCGAUCUUGGUGGCAGAAUCACCAAGAUCGAGGCUGUCCUCGGUACCAUCAGACUAGACAUUGCUGCUACCAAGGAACGCGCCAGUCUCCUAUCUCGCUCCUGCGCGGAUGUCAGCAGUCAGUUAAGCACGGUGCAGAUAGAGCUGAAGUCCUUGAAAUGUGAACCUACCAGUCAGGAUUCACAGAAGUCGGAACAUCACGACAAAGCCGAUCUCUUCCGCAACGAGGUGAGCAGAUUGCACGAAAUUACGUCGGCCCGAAGACACAGCUAUUUCCGCGCCUUGGCUCAUCGCGCUCGCUUCGAGGAACGUAUACGAAACGUCGAACGCAAGAUUUCCAUCGUGGCACGGAAGCGAGCGAUGAUCGAGAAGCGGGUUGUGUACGAGGAUCCCGAACGUCUUGAAGAACGAGUGAAGAGUCUCGAAUUGUCGCAGGCGGACCUUUCGAAGAAGGUGUUCAACGCCAGCCAAGAUCUCGUAUCGAUGAAUAAGCUGGACGAGUCGGUAGUGCGACUGUUCGAUUCGGUGCGACAACUCGAGGAAGCUGUCUACAACAAUCGCUCCGAGGUGAAACGAGAGCUGGCGAGAUUGGGGAUAAAUGCCGCACGAAAGGCGGCCGAGCUGUCGCUGACCAGGGAAGAGCUUGGUAAUCUUCGACGAGCGGUUCAGGCGUUGAGCGUGAGCGCGUCGCAACUGCAAGAUAGGAGCGACGUCCAACGGAAGAGUCUGGACACUCUGAAUGAGACUCUCAGCCGACUGGAUCUCUCUCGCAAUUUGGCCAAGGCUGCAAACGUCACGCACGAGUUGGAACAGGUGGAGGAUCAGUAUCGUCUCAUGGUAGAUUCUCUCCCAGGCAACUGCGAAGAGCGCGAUGGUUUAACUCUGUUAGCCCCUGGUCCCGGAGCACCUUUACUAGCCUCCUGUCGCGCUGGUUGGAUCGUCGUUGCUCGUAGAAUCGACGGCGCGGUUGACUUCGAUCGCACCUGGAAUGAGUACUCAGUUGGUUUCGGUUCACCAGUCAGCGAGUUCUGGCUAGGUAACGAGGCAUUGCAUCGACUCACCCGUGACAAUUGUAGCAGAUUACAAGUUAAUCUAAUCGACACCUACGGCGUACAUUGGCGCGCCGAGUAUGAGCAUUUUACGGUCGAUUCCGAGGAAACCGGUUAUCGGCUCCACGUGUCCGGUUACUCGGGCAAUGCGACCGAUGCGUUGUCUUAUCAGGAUGGCAUGGCAUUCAGCGCUAAGGACCGCGAUAUGGAUAUUAGUACCACCGACUGUGCAGCUAACUAUCGGGGUGGAUGGUGGUUCAGUCACUGCCAACACGCCAAUCUCAAUGGCAGGUAUUCUUUGGGCCUGACGUGGUUCCAAUCGACCACUAAUGAAUGGAUGGCAGUCGCAUCUUCCGAGAUGUCGGUGCAACGAAAGCACAAUUGUUGAUGAUCCUAAGAAACGAGUGAAAUUAUUCCUAUUGAAUCGAUAAAAUUAAAUACGAUAAAGAAACUAAAAAAAUUUAAGGAUAUUUUGUGCGAUUUGAGUCAUGCAUCUUGCAGUCAGUCGAUGAAAGAACAUUGAUUGUAAUACCAAAGAAUUAAGUAUAAUUUAAAGACUUUGAUGUAAAUACAGUGUACAGUUAUGCACAACAGAGUAAAUGCUGUGCGAAGAAACAUUACAUACACACACACACACACGCAUAUAUAUAUAUAUAUAUAUAUAUAUAUAGUAAGAAGCCAAUAAAAGCCAUUAAUUUUUGCUUCUAAAUAAGUCAUAUAUUAAGUAAAAAUUUAGAUAAAAAUUAUGUAAUAAAAAAGCAACAUUCACAUAUUGUUAAUUAACUGUCACAUAUUUCAAUAUUUAAAAUAAAAUGUUUAUAGCUAUUA